CAACACCUCCAUUUUAUAUAUAUUUAUCUAUAACUUUAUGUUUCGACAUAUGAGGUAAUCGGUGUACUGUACGUAUAUCAUCAUUUUUGUACUUAAUAUUUAAGUUUACAACAAAAGUUGCGAGUUCAAUGUGAGUGAAAUAUUGUUCGGAUACUUUGUAAAACAUGACAACUACCGUAACAGAUGUACAGCAACCUAAUUACGCGCAGACUCAACGACAACCAACACGACAGCAAGUAACGUUAACACCAGAAGAGACAAUGGUGAUGCAAGCAUGCAUGAAAAGGUCGAGUGUACUUGUUCCGACACUUCUCGGUGCAGCCGCCGGAUAUGGAGUUAUCAGAUUAUCUCCAUUUCGCGGGAAUACCACAAUUACUGCAAUAUGUACUAUGGGAACAGGUGUAGUAAGCAUGUUACUGGCUAGAUUAGCUAUUGCCGAGAUGUGUUUAAGAAAAGUCGCAUCCAUGCCAAACAGUAAUCUUAUAGAGAGAUUGAGAGAAGCAGGUUAUGAUAGUUUUGCGAGUCGGAUGCAGCCUGAAGGCUUUCGACCAUUAGUUGUACAAUCUGAGAUUCAGAGUUCAGAAGAAUCUACAGCAUCACAAGAGUCUACAGGAAUAGUGUUUAAUGACUAUCCAUCAAUGAACACAUAUGAUACAUAUUCUAGCCUGAAUUACGACAGCGACUUGUCAGUUUCCAAGGACACGGAUUUGAGUGAACCGAUGAAUUUGCAAAAAGGCGUCAAUUACGACGAAUUGAGGCGUCAAAAUAGAGAUGAAUUCUAUAAGAAAAAUAAGCAAUGGUACACUCCUAGAACACGAGAGCCUCCAAGUGAGAGCUACGAACCAAAAGAAGCAACCGAACAGAUUCCUGGAAACACUAAAUCUUCACCGAUGCAAGAGAAAACUAAAUACGGUGACGUGUGGGGUUGAAAUUUAGUUGGAAUUUAUAUCUGCUAUAGAAUACUAUACGUACAUGCGCGCGUAUGUAUACAUAAAUUGUAUUUUGAAAUAUAUGAGUAAAAUUGA
Molecule: messenger RNA, 1025 nt
Organism: Pogonomyrmex barbatus (red harvester ant)
Lineage: Eukaryota; Metazoa; Arthropoda; Insecta; Hymenoptera; Formicidae
Cellular component (GO): endosome
Source: RefSeq, a predicted model, not a curated record